Molecule: messenger RNA, 2655 nt
Organism: Cyprinodon variegatus (sheepshead minnow)
Lineage: Eukaryota; Metazoa; Chordata; Actinopteri; Cyprinodontiformes; Cyprinodontidae
Gene: efna1a
Product: ephrin-A1-like
Exons: 5
Coding region: 226-891 (221 amino acids)
Biological process (GO): axon guidance; ephrin receptor signaling pathway
Cellular component (GO): plasma membrane
Molecular function (GO): ephrin receptor binding
Source: RefSeq, a predicted model, not a curated record
GUUUGUUAGGUUGGCUUGAUUAUCCAGAGUUCUUGCCCACUUUUUUGCAACUCUUUCUGAUUUAAAGGAAGCGAUUCGAUUUUUUUUUAGCGUGCAACCUCCAUUGAAUGUGGAUGUGCACUUUAUUCUCAUUUUAGCGUUUUUCUAUUUCUUUAUUAUUUGUAGCUUUUGCACAAUCAGUUGAGCUCCUUGUGUCUUUGCGCGCCUCCGGUUCUUCGCUCCAGCAUGGAUUUAAUUUGGAUUGGGGGCUUCAUUGUGAGUUUCUGCGCCUGGUUUGUCUCAGCGGAGCGACACAGCGUCUACUGGAACAGCUCCAACCCAAAGUUCCAGCGUGACGACUAUACCGUGAAGGUGAAGCUCAAUGACUACCUGGACAUUGUGUGCCCCCAUUACCCUCAGGGUGAGGAUCCACUGGUGAAUGCAGAGCGAUAUGUGCUGUACAUGGUGGAGCGAGAAGAUUACGCCUCCUGCAAGCCCCAAUCAUAUGACCAGAUGCGCUGGGAGUGCAGCCAUCCAUUUGCCGCUCACGCUCCAGAGAAGUUCUCUGAAAAGUUCCAGCGUUUUACCCCAUUCACCUUCGGGAAGGAGUUUCGUCAAGGAGAAAGCUAUUAUUAUAUCUCUAAACCGUUGCACCGCCACGGCAAAGAGUGUCUCAAGCUCCAGGUAGACGUCAUUGCAGCUGAUGGCUCCCAGGAGGCCAGAGUAGCCAACAAAGGUACAGGCGGGGGUGGAGUAGGAGCAGGGGGUGGUGCUCAUAACCCCUCUAACAGACCUGUUGCAGAUGACCCUGUUGCAAACCUACCAGAUGUCCAAAGUGUCCAUUCUGCUGCUGCAGUUACGUCACUCUCAGUCCUCUCAUUGCUCGUCUCCUUACUCCUUUUAUUACACUGAAAGAAAGAGAAAAAGACUUGUUUUUUCAGGGACUACAUUGAAGUCAGUCAGUGGGUUAGAAACCACUGACUUAAAGUAAAAAUAUUAUACCUGGUGCAGGCCACUGGGUGAUACUUUCAGAACUCUUAAAGUAACAGAUGGACCCUCAUUUUGCAUUUCAAAGUUUUUUUCUUUUGUUGAAUUUUCAAAAAGAUAAGUUUUUUUUGUAAAACAAAGCCCUCUUUGAGUUGUAUUUGUCUGGAGGGUGCAACAGUAAAACUUUUUGGAGGAAACAUUCUUUCUAAAACUAUGAAGACGGAGAAGAUUUCAACGUGGAUAACGAAGAAUCAAGAAAUGCUAAUAUGACCAUCUAGGGGUUGAAUAUCUGAACUUGAGCCAAAGAUCAGCCCUUUCUACAACUUGUACACUAUUCCACCCUUGACUAUUGUGUACCGAGUCGUUGUGUUUUUAUUGUUACCAAGUGGCGUUAAUGUCUCGAGUUAUUCCUUCUCUUUAAAUGUAGCAUUUAAACUCACAGGAGCUGUUCUCUUAACCACAAUCCCUCAGCGGACCAUGUGCUUACGUGUUGUAGCACUGACAGACUCUUAUGCAGUGGCUCCUAGAAAGAUUCACAUACAGCUCAAAUGAAAGUUUUUUUAGAUGAAUCAUUUUUUUAAAUGUUUUCUACACAAUUCUGUCUUUCUUGACCAUUUCUGCCUUUUAUAUUUUUUUUUAUAUUUUUAUUUUGGAAGAAUUUCCAGCAUACUUAUUUUCCUCUUCCCUAUACAUCUACAAUUCACCUGAUUGAUACCUUUGUUCAAAGAGAUCAUUCUAUCUUUGAAACCUUUCUGCAAUCUAUGACUUUAUCUAAAGAAUUCAAAUGUCUAGAAAAUGCUAAGAUGUUUUUUAAAAUUUAGGUUCACCUAUUUUAUUUUCUGUAGGUAGAAUUAGGGUUAUUCUUUCUAAAUGUGUCUUAUUUUCAGUUGAAUUGGGAUGGAAAAAUGCCAAAUUAUACGUGGAAAACAUUUUAAAUGAUUUAUCUUGGUCUGCUUUUAACAUUGGGAUGUAGACCUUUUUGGAGCCAGUCUAGCUUGAACACUGAUGCUGUGUGAAGACACUCCACUACACAAUACAUACUUUUUACGUGUACAUUCUGUGAAGGUAAUUUAUGACAUUUUUUGCAGCUCAGAAGUUUUACUGUACAUACCUUGUGCUCACUAAAUGUAAUGUUUACCGAGGGCGAUGAGUGCUGGGGAGCGCGUGUGUGCGUGCAUGCUUGUAUACGUGUGUUGUAUUGAAAUUAUGAGAAUGUACUUGAGCUGUGGGGAGUUUUGAUAUAAAGGAGAAAUGAGACAAAAUGUUUUCGAUAGCAAAAACACUGAGAUGAUGCGAAUCGAGGAGAGGCUGGACUUCUCCGUUAGUCGGGUUAAGCCACUAAACUGGUUGAACUCUUUGACACGAGGGGCUGGUUGAAAAUCUUUCUAGAUCUUAAAUAAAAAGCAAAAGAUUAUUACUCAUCACAUCCCAGCAAAACAGGACACAGCAUCGGAUGGAGUUGCUAAGCUCAUUUUCACCCGACCAGAAACGACAAAGCACAACAGUGUAUGACUACCAUCUUUUUUUUUUUUUCCCCAACAGAACUCUUGUUGCCUAAUUUUUGUACAUGUGUAAGUAAGAGCUGUGUAUAAUAUGUCCAUAUGUGUAUAUAUAUAAAUAUAGAUUAUAUAAAAGACCAGUUUGAUAAAUGUGAAAGAUUUUCAUGUGAAAUAAAAAAGAUAUUUUUGG